AACUGGUUUGUAAAGGUGUGCGCGUGUGCGCGUCGCGCGAAGCCUCCUGAAGACGUUAUGUGGAAAAAUUCUAUUUUAUAGCACACGAUAAUUUGUACUUUUUUGUUAUCAGUGUUACUCAGAACUACACAGGCCAUCGAUUUUUCCGAAACUAGACGUAUAUUAUAAUUUCUACAAGCCACAGUUUUCCCCGGUAAUUUAACAUAACCUCUAACUCUAAUGACAGUUUGUUAUUGAACACAUUGAAUAACAAAUUUGAAGUCAUGCCCCCGAAAGAUACAAAAACGAAAAAGCAGAAUAUCUGCUGUGUUGUCAAUUGCCAAAGUAACUUUACCAAUGUAUUACCAGGCACGCAAUUUUACCGCUUCCCUUUAGCUAAAUAUAAAUUACCACGUCGAGAAAAGUGGAUUACUGCAGUGAGAAAACAAAAUCCAGAUGCAUCAUCUUGGCAGCCAAAUGAAAACACACGUAUUUGCAGUCAACAUUUUGUUGGAAAUAAAAAAUCGGAACAUCCCUUAAGUCCGAGUUAUAAUCCAACAAUUUUCUCUGAUGAUAAUAAUAGAUGUACGAUUGCGGAAGAAAUGGCUACUGCAAGGUUCGAACGAAACCUAAAAAGAAGAGCCAGUUCAGAGUUGAUUCGUUCAUCAAAAAAAUGUCCAGCUGAAAGCCUUCAGUCAGAAGAGAUCGCUGAAGUUCCGAUUCCCCAAGAAAUUUCAGAGCAAACAGUUCAGCCUUCAGUUCAAAUAAUCCAAGACAAUGUCGAAAUUUCGCAUCUACAAAAAACUGAUCAGAGUGUUCAGGUCCAUUUUCCCGAAGAAGAUGAGACAGAUUGUAAAAUCUUUGUUUGCAUUAAAUACAAUAACAUGAUCACUUGUGAUGCCGAAACUCAAGCUUUUAUUCCACCGAAUGCCGAAAAUUGCAAUAAAGAGAGAAGAAAAUAUUGUGAAAGUGAUUUUCUCGAGGAAUAUAAGCCUGAUAAUACGCAGAGCAGCGAAGUUGAAAAUACAAGAAUUUUUAAAUGCACAGCUGAAUUUGGCGAAAUGUCUUCCAUUUCCGACUUUAGAUAAAACAGCUAUUUGUUGCUCUUCCGUGAUGAUGUUGUGUUGAUUCUCUACGUUUUCUAGUCGGUUUAUAAUCUUAUUGUGAAAGAUGAGAUUGUCAGAAUCUUGAAAAUGUAACCAAUUCUAUACAAGUGUUAUUUGUGAUAUCCGUGAAUAAAUGGUCUGAA
This is a messenger RNA of Belonocnema kinseyi, 1228 nucleotides long. RefSeq lists its product as uncharacterized. The record is from RefSeq and is a predicted model, not a curated record. Bases 264 to 1067 code for a protein of 267 amino acids. Lineage: Eukaryota; Metazoa; Arthropoda; Insecta; Hymenoptera; Cynipidae. The transcript is spliced from 3 exons.